AUGUUAUACCGAAGCACAGGCAUGUCGUGUUUCAGAAAGUGAUUAGACAAUUUCAAUCACCAAGUUACUAGCUUUUAUUGCAAUUUUGUAUGCUCGAGGAACAUAUGAAGCAAAGCUUCUUAUUCGUGGUCCAAGAAAUGGGGACUCGCUUUCUUUUCAAACACAAUACCCAGAGAUCAAUUUAUGCAAAUUCUUCGAUUCAUACGAUUUGAUAAAAGAACAGAACGAUCCGAACGUUUACGUACAAACAAAUUUGCAUUGAUAUCUGAAAUAUGGAACAAAUUUUUAUACACAAUAGUCAAAGCUGUUGUAAACCCCACGAAAAUGUUUCGAUAG
Heterotrigona itama is the source of this 336-nucleotide messenger RNA. The record is from the annotation of a GenBank genome assembly. Lineage: Eukaryota; Metazoa; Arthropoda; Insecta; Hymenoptera; Apidae.